Uranotaenia lowii is the source of this 1467-nucleotide messenger RNA. RefSeq lists its product as uncharacterized. The transcript has 3 exons. NCBI's taxonomy places the organism in Eukaryota, Metazoa, Arthropoda, Insecta, Diptera, Culicidae. The record is from RefSeq and is a predicted model, not a curated record. Bases 1 to 1431 code for a protein of 476 amino acids.
AUGUUGAAGUCUACGUGCUUAGUUCUGUGUUGCCUUAUCCUAAUCACUUUGGCUGAUGGCGCUAGUGAUCCGGAUGAGAAAAGUCCGAAGCAUAGAAUCGUUCUGAAUGAUUCCUACCGCUUCCUGGUUCUCGGGAGUGAUCACGUGGCACGAACUGUUGGAAUGUUUUUGGCCCAGAAAAAUUUGGAUCACCAAGUUUUGGUACUCCAAUCAGCUCGAUGUGAUUUGUCAAUGGGGGGAGGUGAAAAAUCUUCGGCAUCAAUUUUUGCUGAACGGGUUGCCGACACAUUCGUCGAAUGCGCUCAAAGGACAGGAUUCAAGGUGAAUGAAGCUUUUGAUCCAAUCCGGGGCCAAAUUGGGAUUGUUCGGCAUAAUCGCACAGUUUUGGGCUCUGAACAACAAACGCUUCUGGCUAUGGACCCAAAUUUAAAGCUGCUGACAGGCGUGAAUAUUGUGAGACUGUUAUUCAAUCACGCCUCCGGUUCAAUCCUGGGAGCCGAAAUCGAGCUGAACAAUGCCACUCAGUAUAUUUAUGCCGAGGAAGAAUUGAUUAUUGCCGGUAGAUGUUUGAAUGAUUACGAUCAUCUAGCACGUGGCUCGAUCGUUGCUAGAGACACAUAUUUGAAAUUACUUCAAAGCACCCCACUAGAUGUUAGUUGGGGUAGUCCCUUGGUGGCUCCAAUAUUUUACAUUCAUACAAUCCAAACAUUGGAUGAUAAUUCAAACCCAACCGUUUUGGAACCAGAACUGUUGCUCAGCGUAUCUAGACAUCAUACUCCGGGUCACAUCGACGAUGAACCGAAUACUAAAAUCAACCUGAUCAUGGGAAAUGCCAACCUGGAGAAUCAUAUUUGGCUCGGGUUCGUUCCAUCGAUAAUUUCGGAUGAUAUCGCCUAUCAACCGGAUCACGAGGAUACUGUCCAAAUGCUUUCGUACUUGCUCAAAUUAAUUGCCACCAACAUCACCGACUGUGAAGCCUUCAGACAGCUAGAAAUGACUCCGUUAGACCAUCACAUCCUCGAGUGCAAAAGCUACGUUGGAAGCUCCCAGUACUGGACUUGUUAUGCUGACGUCAGGUUGAAGCGGUUUGAAAAGAUCAAACACCCGGUCAGCAGGCAGAUGGCCCGGAUCGUCGAUUCAGACUAUCGCAUUAACGGUAUCCGAUCGCUGCGACUUUUGCCAUUCGGACUUUCUACGCCCUUUCUCUGGACCCAGUUGGGCAAGCUGUUUAGCGCCGGCAGUGUGCCAUUCGAACGAUUGUCACCGGCAAGGUUCACGACCACUACUCAGGCGUCUGCUGGACAAUUUGGGACAAGUCCCGGUACCCUGGAAGCCACCACCGAGAUCGAGGGCCAGAAGAUAAACGCAUUUGACCGAUUGAUUGCAGUGCUUAAGGAGCUAAAGGCAGCCAAGGGCUCUAAUGUGGUGUAAAUUGUAAAGUUAUUUUGUUAGCUAUAGUUAGCUUAA